Apus apus (common swift) is the source of this 4235-nucleotide messenger RNA. RefSeq names its product aldehyde dehydrogenase 5 family member A1 (gene ALDH5A1). Lineage: Eukaryota; Metazoa; Chordata; Aves; Apodiformes; Apodidae. The transcript has 10 exons. Gene Ontology annotation, biological process: GABA catabolic process. The record is from RefSeq and is a predicted model, not a curated record. Bases 20 to 1588 code for a protein of 522 amino acids. Gene Ontology annotation, molecular function: succinate-semialdehyde dehydrogenase (NAD+) activity.
CUGCCGCCGGUGCGGGGCCAUGGCGGGCGUCCUGCCGCGCUGGGCCGCCGCCUCCUCCUGCUGGGGCCGCCGCCUCCUGCUGGGGCCGCCGCCGCCCCGGGGCCCGGCGGCAGCGCGGCGCCGCAGCGGGGCCCUGCCCGCCGGCCUGCUGCUGCUGCGGCGGGGCGGCCUGGUGGGCGGCCGCUGGCUGGAGACGCCCGCCGCUUUCCCCGUGCGGGACCCGGCCAGCGGCGACGAGGUGGGCCGGGUGUCGGACUGCGGGGCGGCCGAGGCGCGGGCGGCCGUGCGGGCCGCGCACCAAGCCGGCGCCGGCUGGGGCCGCCUCCCCGCCAAGGAGAGGAGCGUGCGGCUCCGGCGAUGGUACGAGCUGAUGGUGGAGAACAAGGAGGAGCUGGCGAGGAUCAUCACGGCGGAGAACGGAAAACCUCUGAAAGAAGCACAGGGUGAAAUCCUGUAUUCUGCCUCGUUUUUGGAGUGGUUUGCAGAGGAAGCUCGCCGGGUUUAUGGUGAUGUCAUUCCAGCAGCCGCCAAAGACAGAAGGAUCCUGGUGCUGAAGCAGCCAGUAGGAGUGGCAGCCAUUAUCACCCCAUGGAAUUUCCCCAGCGCUAUGAUUACCCGGAAGGUUGGUGCAGCUCUGGCAGCUGGCUGUACAGUGGUAGUGAAGCCUGCAGAGGACACACCUCUAUCAGCAUUAGCUCUCGGGGAGCUUGCAAACCAGGCUGGAAUUCCAGCAGGAGUGUAUAAUGUUGUUCCUUGUUCCAGAGAACAGGCGCCAGCUGUAGGGGAAGUUCUGUGCACUGAUCCACUGGUAGCCAAAAUAUCUUUUACUGGCUCCACAGCGACAGGAAAGAUCCUGCUGAAACAUGCAGCUGGGACUGUGAAGCGAGUUUCCAUGGAGCUUGGAGGACAUGCUCCUUUUAUUGUGUUUGACAGCGCCGAUGUGGACCGUGCUGUUGCAGGAGCCCUUGCUUCUAAGUAUAGAAACUCAGGGCAGACCUGUGUUUGCACAAACCGUUUCCUGGUGCAAAAGGGAAUCCAUGACAAAUUUGUGGAAAAGUUUGCUAAAGCUAUAGAGAGAGAACUGCAUGUUGGAUGUGGAUUUGAUGAAAAAACUACCCAAGGGCCACUAAUUAAUGAAAAAGCAGUGGAGAAGGUAGAGAGACACAUUAAUGAUGCAGUUUCUCAAGGAGCAUCUAUUGUGACUGGUGGGAAACGACACAGCUUGGGGAAGAAUUUCUUCGAGCCAACCCUACUUAGUAAUGUUACAACGAAAAUGCUUUGCACCCAAGAGGAGACGUUUGGCCCUUUAGCACCAGUUAUCAAAUUUGAGACGGAAGCAGAAGCUAUUGCCAUAGCAAAUGCAGCUAAUGUGGGUUUAGCAGGAUAUUUCUACUCCCAAGAUCCAGCUCAAAUCUGGAGAGUUGCAGAACAGCUGGAAGUUGGAAUGGUUGGUGUUAACGAAGGCAUAAUAUCCUCAGUGGAGUGUCCUUUUGGUGGGGUAAAGGAGUCUGGCUUAGGGCGAGAAGGCUCAAAAUAUGGCAUAGAUGAAUACUUAGAAAUAAAAUACGUCUGCUUAGGAGGCUUAUAAAAAUCUUCAAAAAGCACAAUCCCACCAGCUUGGAAAAAAAGUGCUGUAGUUUUAAUAAGCUUCUUGAACCAGAAAUAUGUAAGAAUGCAACUUCUACCUUCUUUAAAACUAAGCAACCCUGCUCUUUAUGUGUAGAGAGAUAUUUACAAUAUUCUGUGCUGCCAUGUUUUUACACAUUAUUUAUACACUGAGUUGUUUUUCAGCAAUGUGAUCACAGUGUUAAUAACUUUUAGUAACGAGUAGGAAAGAAUGCACAUACAUUGUAGACUACCCCUGUGUAAGUGGGAGGAUCUGGAAACUUAGGAAUAAUGAAAAUAGAUCAUAAUCUCUGGCAAGGGGAAACUAGACAACCAUUUUCUACUGCCUCUAAUGUUUCAGUGUGGAUGUGGGAGGCUUUGGGAUUUGCAGUCUCCCUGUAGAAUAUUGUGUAAAUACUCACAUUUUCUAAUGUGGUUAUAUGACCUUUUAAAAGUAUGUGUCUUUUUUUUUUUUUAAUUGUGAGAGAACACGAUGCUUAUGAAAGGUGAGGAAUUGCUUUUAGCUACAGUUAGGCAUCCCUGCAGGCAAGUGGACAGCUUCUUCAGUGCAUCUUGAUGCUGGUUGCAGAGCUGCCAGCAGUUUAGCUUUGGGCUUCUGAGCAAACAGCUGCAAUUUGUGCCUAACAGCUUGAACACAAGGGAUGUAAUACGGACCUUGUUUGAUGUUUGUGGGCCCCAGCAGUCCUGGGAACAGGACAGUGCAGGACAAGUUGCUGGCUUAGUGAGUAGCAGGAGAAAGAUGGGAGUAACUUGCAGAAUUUUAAGGGACACUAUAAGGGCUGUGUGAAGGAAGCACAAGUGGUGCCAUUAAUGAUAAACUCCCUUCCAUGGUAAGAACGUGACUCUCCUUGGGUAGGAGUACAGUCACUGCUGUAAAUGUUGCUCAGUGUUUAAAGGAACAUUAUUCACCACCUCCAAAGAACAUGUGCAGGUAGAUGGUUCUGUUCCUAUGGGCUUUGUGCCUUGAAUUGGGUUUGUGGUUACACAGGUUAAUGUCCACUAGGAAGGAAGGUUUAAAAAACCUUUGAACUUUGCUAACUUGUGACCUAAUAAAGAUUUAAAUAGAAGUGAUUAGAGGUGAGACUUCUACACACACUUCACUAUUAUAGUUGUCAUCUUUAAAAGAUGACUUAAAGCUUUCUUAAAUAAACAAUGCUGUUUAAACAGGAUUUUAAUGGCAGUCAAAAGAAACACUUUGAACAUGUGCAAUGUUAAUUUGGCAAAUUAAUCAGCACUGCAGAGACUAAGGGGAAUAAAUUUUGUCCAGUGUUGGAUAACUUUAUUUGGUGGGGCUUUACCAAUUAAUUCGUGAAAAUAAAUAAAGAAGGCAACAGAGCUUUUUUUUCUAUACACUAAUGAAUGUACCCUAUGAAAUGGGAUAUUUGAAUAUAUUUUAUCUAAGCAGGCAAAAGAGGUAACAGACACCACAAGACUUAGGAGGAGGGAAAGCAAGCUGGAACUGAGUUUCAUAGGGGUUUUUUAAAGCGCACAUAAGGUAGCAUUGACUGCUACUUAGUAUUUUUAAAUAUUUUUUAUGGUUAUAUUUGUGUAACACUUGAGACCAGGUGGGUCUGAAGCACAUUAUUUGUCAGUAUAGUGUGUGUGCAACGUGCCAACCACAGGACAGUUAAAGGACACUUGCUGCCCUUCCAGUCAUUUCCAGUGUACCAAAAAUGCACAUUUAAGACAGUGAGGACUUAAUGCUGUUGGCAGUUGCAGCCUAUGUGCUUGUUGUCAAGAUCAAAAAAAGGAUGGCCAAUUUCUAUGCUAGUUGCAAGAAACUUUCUCAUAGCCAACUUCUAAACUUAGGCUAUUGAACACACAGGCUGCCUGAACUUGGAGCAUAGAGUGGUGUGGAAGAGGAAGCUGUGGGCCAGCCUUGGCUGCCAAUACAUGUCUGUUUAUUAAUGGAAAGAGUGACUAGGUAGAAGAAGGUCGUAACUUGGUGCCUGGGUAACACAGAACAGUGAUGCAAGCACAUUUACAGGUAUUGUGCACAGGCAGAAUACCUGCCACUAAAACUGCACAGACUUAAAAUACAUCUGUCUGUGAACUGCAGUAGUAGGUCAAAAUUAGAGUUCUCUCAUUUACUGCUGGAUGGCAGUGCAGUCUUGAAUGUGGUUGUACUUCUUGGGACCGUGCAGCUGGAGGAUAAAUUCUUUAACCUGCUGCUCUAUUCAUUAUGAAGUAACUGAUGUUGAUGCAUUGGUGCAUUUAAAAUCUUGAUGUCUCUUCUGAAAAUAGCACUGUUAAAAUUAAUAUUUACUUUUUUUUUUUUGCAAAUACUACCUUUUACUAUGCCUGAUAACAAGCACAAUCCAUAAUUAAAGAUAAGGUAUGUCAUAAACUUUAAAACUACCUUCAUCUAGAUUGGAUUGCAGUUGGAUUCCAGCAUAGUAUCCUUGUGUCAGUAAGGUCUACAUCUGUUAAGCACAGAAUAAUCUAAAAGUUGUCUUCAUUGCAAAAGCUGUGAUUCUUCAACAAAAGAUAUACUUGAAUUCUCACACCUCAGUUACGUCGAUUAUGUUUGUGAUAGUUCAGCAAUUUCUGGAUAUUAAAACUGUGAUGGAAAAAUGUUUUCAGUUAAUAAAUAACUUCUGGGAAAGCAA